Messenger RNA from Dreissena polymorpha, 1666 nucleotides. RefSeq names its product protein ced-11-like. Gene Ontology annotation, biological process: monoatomic cation transmembrane transport. The record is from RefSeq and is a predicted model, not a curated record. Bases 96 to 1559 code for a protein of 487 amino acids. NCBI's taxonomy places the organism in Eukaryota, Metazoa, Mollusca, Bivalvia, Myida, Dreissenidae. The transcript is spliced from 14 exons. Gene Ontology annotation, molecular function: monoatomic cation channel activity.
GACUCAUGUAAGUAAUGGUUAAUGCAUAACAGCGAAUAUCGUCAACAUGAUAGUAACGUACUGAUAUUCUUACCAGCGUGGUGCUGAUAUUUCCCAUGUACAUCUGGAUUCGAUUCAGUCCCUCGGUCAAGGACAGUGUAGACGAAGAUGACAUGUUUGUCGAUGAUGCUGAUGAUUACGACGACGACGAGGUGGAGGAUCUUGCGAUGUCGAACAGAAAGAAAUCGCGGAAAAAUAUAGGGUCAAAGCUGCGAGCUGCCCUGAAGAAAGGAAUCCAGAGUGAGACACCGUUCUAUGAGAAGUACUACCUCCUCUGUACCGCCCCCAUCACGAAGUUUUGGACUACUCAGAUAUUCUACUUCAUGUUCUUGGGCUUGUUUUCCCUUGCAACAUUGUGGCCCACUUGCGGGAACAGGCUCCUAGACGGAAUCGUGUGGUUCUGGGUGCUCAUGAUCCACAUCGAGCUCGUAUGGCGAACGUACAGGAAACGACAGAAGUUCAAGACGAUCUCGCUGCUGUGGAGUUACGUGGACAUCGGGUUGAUCACUUUCUUCCUUAUCAUCCUCGGUCUCCGGAUAGUCAGGUUGUACUCGGGCUCGUCAGACUACACCGAGGCAAAGGAAUUCAACUGCUACGCCCUGAUCUACUUCUACUAUCGUCUGCUGGGCGUGUACCUGCCUAUCAGCCCCACCCUCGGGCCCAUGCUUAUCAGAAUACAGAGAAUGAUAACACAAGAUUUCGUGGUGUUUGUGCGGAUGUUCCUGAUCUUUAUGAUCGUGGGCGGGGUUACAAUCCAGGCGAUCAUUUAUCCCCACUGGCCCCUUAACGGGGAGCUGCUCAAGCGAAUCAUCACCCGCCCCAUCUACGCGAUGUGGCUCACACAGGUGUCGGACCUAGACGGAGAUCCACGUUGUUCACCGGACUAUGAAAGAACCCUCAGUUACUGUCAUGUAGGUCAUAACUACAGUACUUCACAAGAAGGAUACAUGGACAUCAAGCGGUUGGAGCAAUGUCCGUACUCAAGCUUUUCUGGAUACAUCGUCACGCUCAAGUACGUCAUGAUCUGCAAGCUGAUCCUCGUCACCCUGCUCUUCGCUAUGUUCUCUCUUACAAACGCACAGGUAAAUACGAUUGCAAGCGACAUCUGGAAGUUCCAAAGGUACGUCCUCAUUGAGGAUUUCGUGGAGCGACUGACACUCCCUCCGCCUCUGACCGUGUUCAACGUUCUCUUCAUUCUUAUGAAAAACAUCGUCCGGAAAUGGACAGCCAGUGUCAAGAAGUGCUGUAAAAAGACGAAGAAUGAACACAGCAGUCCUUGCGCUGCAGAUGGGCCCUGGGACGACGCGGGAUUCUGGCGGAAGGUGGUCCAAGAGUACACUGCGAGAGAAGACGCAAAGGCGGACAAAGACGCCAAGGCCAACAGGCUGGACGACGUACUGACGCUCAUUCAAGAGGACUUGCGACGGCAACAGAAGGACAACAAACGUCUGAACGACCGGAUGUUGGAGAUCGAGCGACUGAUCAAGGCUCAAGCGACUGGUCAAGGCUCCAGCGACUAGUCAAGGCUCGAGAGACUGAUCCAGGCCAACAUGCUAUACCUAGAAAUCAUUGAUUACAACCAUGAUUGGACAUGACCUACUUCAAGAAAAAUAAAUGUUUCAAAGUA